AUGAUAAAAUUUAAUUUCCAUUUCAUUGACGAUUGGUAAGGAGAGAUUGCUUUUGCAAAAAUUAAUGGAAAGACUAUAUGGCAUGAAAGUUAUGCUUGGUGUGGUAAAUUGUUGUCUUUUUAAUGUAAGUUAUCAGGAGUUAAUGCUUGUGGAAAAGAAAUACCUGAUAGAAUAUCUCAUAAUGUUUAAUUUGAAUUUAUAAAUACUGAUGAUUAGUUUAUUUUGGAAAUUGGUGCUUAUUUAAAAAAUAGAAAUUCUUGUGAUGUUUCUUGGGGUAUUGAUGAUGUUUAAGUAUAUGUUAUUUGA
This is a messenger RNA of Ichthyophthirius multifiliis, 306 nucleotides long. RefSeq lists its product as hypothetical. The record is from RefSeq and is a predicted model, not a curated record. NCBI's taxonomy places the organism in Eukaryota, Ciliophora, Oligohymenophorea, Hymenostomatida. The transcript has a single exon.